Molecule: messenger RNA, 1275 nt
Organism: Botrytis fragariae
Lineage: Eukaryota; Fungi; Ascomycota; Leotiomycetes; Helotiales; Sclerotiniaceae
Exons: 1
Coding region: 1-1275 (424 amino acids)
Source: RefSeq, a predicted model, not a curated record
AUGCCGCCCGCCAAGCCCAAAGGACAUAAAAACCUUGAGCCAAUGGCUCAGAAGACUCCGGUUAACCGUCGUCGUACUAGUCUUCCAACUCGGGAGGAUAGUGUCGGCGAGGAGAGCUUUGAUGAGAGCAAUUACUCUGAAGAUGACGAUGAUGAUGAUGAUGAUGGAGAAAGCGUCUCUGGCCCCUCUUCGUCGGAAGUGCACUCCAAAUCAGACACCACCGCCACCAAUACCUUCAAACGCUCUAUUGUGUCACAGCGUCGAUACAUCCCUGACUUUGACAGUCUACCAAACACCGGGGUUUGGAUCUCUCCUGCUCCUAGUAGACAUACCGAGUUUAAGCAAGUUGUUGUACGCACCACCAAGUGCGACAUUUGCAAUCAAAAGGUUGAGGCCCAGGACAAAGAGGAAGACGGAAAGGUCAUGCAACGAUGUCGUUGCUGCAAUAUUCAAUUUUGUCAGGAUUGUGUGCUUAGAGUGUCUGACGAUAAGAUACAUUUUCCUGUUCUCGCAGAGUUGGAAUGGGAAGCCAAAACAAAGGUUAAUGCUAUGACUCGGGGGCAUAAUGGUUUUAGAGACCAUAUGUUCCACAAGCCGCGAUCUGAACCAAAGCCAGUCAGACCCAUGACGGCAUCUGAGAGAUUGGCUAACUCGAGGGCUAUCGCUUCAGGCAAAUUCAGCAACAUGGCUGUUAACACCCCCACCCCCUUACGUCCAUCGCGAGCCAAGACCAACAAAGCUGCUGCAAAGAAAUCCAAGAAGCGCCAGCUUCCUCCCGGCUACGCAGCUGAGGAGGGUGAUACUCAUUAUGAGUUGGACUGGGACUGGAUUCAGAAGCUUCCUAUAGAGGAGCAGCGUAAGGAGAGAAAGGAGGCCGCUCAGCGGAAUCUUUUGAGAAAACCUACUCUCGAGACAAUGGAGGAUACCGGCACCGACGAGGCUGAACUCGAGCCACCUUUAAAGACUCGAACUCCACUUCCAAAUGUACCAAAGCGUCGUAAGGUUGCAACUCGCCGUCGCAACGGUAAAUCCACCAAAACAGUCUCCGCCACUAGUGAUGUUGAGACUCCCCGCAUCCAACCACCACGCAACACUCUUGAUAGCCUAGCUCAGACCGGUCAAGUUACCUGUGAGAAUCGUCAGGACAUGAGCGAGCGAUCGGAUGAAAAUGAGCGUGGCAUGACACCCAAUCACGACGACUUCGACAACGAAGAUUGCAUCCGAGUUGAAGCCAAUGAGGCUGAGGAGGACGAGUAUGAGCCCGAAGACAACUGA